CCCCGAGAAGCUCGACGGCUUCAUCAACAAGUACGCCGAGUACACACACGAGAAGUGGGCCUUUGACAAGAUCCAGAACAACUGGACUUUUGGGGAGACGGUGGAUGAAGAGGCCAAAACCCACCCGAUGCUGAGGCCCUACAAGACCUUCUCUGAAAAGGACAAGGAGAUCUACCGGUGGCCCAUCAAGGAGUCCCUGAAGGCCAUGCUGGCCUGGGAGUGGACGGUGGAGAAGGCCCGGGAGGGGGAGGACGAGCGGGCAGAGAAGAAGAAAACCCGGAAAAUCUCCCAGAGCGCCCAGGCCACGUACGACCCCUCGCACGGGUACAGCCCCCAGCCCAUGGACCUGACGGGGGUGACGCUGUCCCGGGAGCUCCAGGCCAUGGCAGAGCAGUUGGCCGAGAACUAUCACAACACGUGGGGCCGCAAGAAGAAGCUGGAGCUGGAGGCCAAGGGGGGGGGGUCGCACCCCCUCCUGGUCCCCUACGACACCCUGACGGCCAAGGAGAAGGCCCGGGACCGGGAGAAGGCCCAGGAGCUGCUCAAGUUCCUGCAGCUCCACGGAUACGCCGUGACCCGGGGGCUCAAGGAUGGGGGGGCUCAGUGGGGCUCCAAGGAUGGGGAACUGGACACGUCGUCCAUCGAGAACCGCUUCGCCUUCAGGUUCCGGCAGCAGCUGCUGCGCUGA
This is a messenger RNA of Pipra filicauda (Wire-tailed manakin), 688 nucleotides long. Its product is annotated as ryanodine receptor 1-like. Bases 128 to 688 code for a protein of 186 amino acids. The record is from RefSeq and is a predicted model, not a curated record. Gene Ontology annotation, molecular function: ryanodine-sensitive calcium-release channel activity. The transcript has 8 exons. Gene Ontology annotation, cellular component: sarcolemma; smooth endoplasmic reticulum; sarcoplasmic reticulum membrane. NCBI's taxonomy places the organism in Eukaryota, Metazoa, Chordata, Aves, Passeriformes, Pipridae. Gene Ontology annotation, biological process: calcium ion transport.